GCGCGCGGGCGGGGCGCCGGGUUGCCCGGGCAACGGAGGGGGCGUCCGUUGGCGGGCGGUUGUUGAUCGAGGCGCCGGCAGCCCGGCCGCCCCGCCGCCCGCACUCCGCCGGGGGCGCACGGCAGGCGCGGCAGCAUGUUCUCGGGCUCCAGGACCUCGUCGCCCGGCUCGGCCACCGCCAGCUCGGCGUGCCAGGAGCGGCAGACGGAGAUGGCGGCGUGCGAGGCGAGCGACAAGGAGCUGCAGGACGGCAUGCAGGAGGGCAAGGACCAGAUCAAGGAGCUGAACGAGCGCUUCGCCAAGUACAUCAACAACACGGUGCUGAACCUGCAGCGCAAGAACAAGGAGCUGCUGGCCGAGCUGAAGAAACUGGAGAAGGAGGAGUUCAACGCGGCCGAGAAGGCCUACCAGAAGGACUACCAGGACUUCCAGGCGCGGGUGGACGAGAUGCAGAACGAGCUGGUGCUGCUGAAGCUGGAGAAGGACAAGCUGAAGGCGCGGCUGGAGAAGGAGUGCCAGCUCAAGCGCGAGUUCGACCGCGACUUCCAGGAGCUGAAGAAGAAGUACGAGGACUCGGGCAGCGGCCUGGACAAGCUGCAGUGCCAGUUCAAGCUGCUGGAGGCGCAGCUGGCGCAGCUGAAGCUGGUGCGGGACCAGGAGCGCAUCUACUGGCAGCAGAAGCUGGACAACCUGCAAAACGUGGAGCCGGCGGAGAGCACGGCGCUGGACCUGGAGCAGGCGCUGCGCAACAUGCGACAGGAGUACGAGCAGAUGGCCCGGCGCAACAAGGAGGAGCUGGCCCGCUACCGCCACAAGUUCGAGGAGAACAGCGUGCCGCUGCAGAAGAUCAAGAAGGAAACCGAGUGCUACCGCAACGCCGUGACCGACCUGCGGCUGCGGGACGAGAUGCACAAGAACCACCUGCAGGAGAAGGAGCGGGAGAUCGGCCGGAUCCGGGAGUACAACAAGGCGCUGGAGAAGAAGAUCGAGGCGCACACGGCCGACUUCCAGGCCCUGCUCGGGGUGAAGAACGCGCUGGAGCAGGAGCUGUCCGGCUACAAGAGUCUGCUCAACCAGGUGGAGAAGAAGUCCAGGGACUACUCCAACCCGGCCUGUAUAACCGGCCCGCCUGCCAAAGCAGCCGAAGAGCUCAACAAGAUGUGGUGUUAGUGCACUCACACGUUGCACUCGUGUACCCCUGGGUUACUUUGAUCUUGAUACAUAUUUAAAAGACCAUCUGAUUAGCUGACAGUAAUCCGUGUAUUCUUUAGUGUUUUUACGCACAGCAGUUUUUUUCUGCUGAUUAUCUUUGGAAAUGCAUUGUAACCUCUGCAUUUAAUUACCUGGUUUUAGUAACGAAACAUUGUGAUGCCCCGUUUAAGAUCUUACAAUGUCAGCUUGUGGGAGCAUGUCAGGAGAACAGACUUGCUUUUAUUUAAAAUAGCCCAGCUAUAGCCAUGCAUCAGUCUGGAUGGACGAACUUUUGGUGUCAGCAAAUACAGCAUUUCAAUAACAUUCUUGAUUGUAUUUUGGCAUGAGUAGAGUGUUUUCGUAGUUUGUAAUAGUUUGCAAACACUUAUUGAUAUUAUUUUAGGCUUUCAUUCAAACAAGUGCGGAAAAAAGUUGAUCAUUAAAAAUGUGUAACAGAUGUUAACUUUAGUCCUACUAUUCUCCUCA
Molecule: messenger RNA, 1677 nt
Organism: Pristis pectinata (smalltooth sawfish)
Lineage: Eukaryota; Metazoa; Chordata; Chondrichthyes; Rhinopristiformes; Pristidae
Product: vimentin-like
Exons: 1
Coding region: 136-1170 (344 amino acids)
Source: RefSeq, a predicted model, not a curated record